AUCGAAAGCAGCCCCAAGGUAAUCAUGUGUGUGACCACUCUGCUCGUGCAGAUUGGUCAUGUAAGAUCAGCAUACUCAACUACAUCGAGAGGACAACACCCCUACGAUUCGCAAACGCACGAUCUGGGGCAAACUGGCCGGUGAAAUCGAUCAGAAUCGGGCCUACUUGUCGAGUCUAUGGAUAAUCCUCAGCAUGUUUUGUAGUGAUCGUCACAAGAUUGUGAGCUGUCGAAAACUCCAACGCUGUACAAUGUCAGUUUCCGAGGGAGGAAGGAAUGAAGGAAGAAGGAGGAGGUGCGUUCAAAGGGCGAGGUAGGAGGAAGGCUCUGAGAUCAGAAGAAGCAGAUAAGGUCCAUGAUGUCGAACUGCUCCAUCUCGAGUCCAUUCCGCGCGGCGGAAAGAAAACAUGUACAUGACAACGAACCGUCGACGAGAUUCGUCUCGAGCUCGGGAGAGAAGGGACCACCGCCGUCGUCGUCGUCGUCGUCACCACAUGGGGCUGGGGCUGGUGAUGGUGCGGGGCCUGCCAUUGGCCGGAGAAAGUACGGGGAGGGAAUCUCAUGAGCUCCCGCAACGCCGCAAAGGACAAAAGGUUGGGGAGCAUACGACUGACUGUCCCGCGCAUUGGCUGGGUCGGCGGACGGACUGCAUCAUCUGCCUCGUCACUGUCAGGCCGCAGCAAAGGGCUUCGAUUGCUCUCGAAUGCGUCGACGCCUUUUCAAAGUUCCCGUGCUCGGAGCCUUUUUAUCCACAAGUGUCCCAUUUCCACGUGCCAUUCGGGCGACACUCUUUCGAUUCGUCCCCCCUUCAAUUUCUCGUAAAUUUCCUGCUAGCGAGGGCGAGGGCGGGGGCGGGCGAGGCGAAAAACAUGUUGGCCGGUAUCAAAAGGCGCGAGUAGGGUUGCGAGCCUACGCACCGGCCUCAGAGUCGUGCGAGGGGUUAUUUGAUUAGCAGUGCGGAGGAGUUAUGUUGGGGAGGUGGCGAGCCAUUGAUUACCCUAAGACGACGACAAUCUUCCAUCCAAGACGACAGCGGUUGACUCAACGAUGCGCAGGUGGAAAAAUCGCCGGCCUCCGCAUACAUCCCACGCAUCUGACGGGGGCGCGAGCGGAUUUUACUCUCACAGUAUAAUCGCGGAUCAAUGAUAAUGUACGAUUUGAUGCCGAUGGCCUUCGUUCUGCUCGCGGCGGGGAGGUGCGGUACUUUUGUGCGCACGUCAACCUUCCACUUGUCCUUCCAUCAUAGCCUGGCUCCGAGCCCGGCGAUCGACCCUGUGGAGCCCGCGUGAGGUUCCCAUCGCGGUCGGCGCAAGCAGGUGGCGGACUCUCCAGAGACGCGCUCGGCCGUCCGAACUUUCAUGCCGAGCUGGGGUUCGUGAGAGCAUCGUGCAGGACUCCCGCAGCAUUCUCAGCAUUCUUUCAGGUCUGUCUUCUUGACGGAGGAUUUCCAACACCCGGAGCUGAAGAUGUGAAGUUUCGCAUUUCACAUUUUGAAAACUCUUCUCUUCUCGGGUCACGCUGGGCGACAGCGCCGAUGAGCUCUUCCUCCCGAAGUAUCGUAUCGUAUCGAAUCGUUUGCUUUGCAGAGGGGGCCAAAUGUGUGGGCUUUCGAGAGCGAGGAAUUUCUACACCUCCGGGGUCCAGUUGGCAUGUCACGUCUCGCUUCGUUUGUUUGUGUGAGCGCAUCUGUGGUCCAGGGUCUCGUCUUCUUCUCCGACCUUCGCUGUCGAGACAUCUUCUGCGUCGAUGAGCCGGACUGCAGCGAGGGUCAUGAUUGAGAUUACUUCCUUGCAUGGAUGGGUGAGGCUGUUCUUUCUUUGCAUUCCCGAUUCUGGCCCUCACGCAUACUUUCAUCGGAACACGAUUCGCGUGCGGGCCCUCGACGAGCAAAGUGCUUUCGCCUUUUGAGGCUCGUCCUCGACUGUGCUGAGCUGGGGGUGAGCAUCACGUGACCUAUGGAACCUGUGCGCUUGAAUGGCGUUCUGAAACCUCUUCCGUGCUGAUUUUGGAACGGAGGAUACCAUUGGAACAGUGUUGCUUCCAAGUCGAUUUAGCACGCUGUAAGUCGCGAUAAGCGUCGUCUCUUUCAGAUUUGUGGAGUGGAAAGACGAUUAGACAAGCUGAACGCUUCUCACAGCCUUCACAACGGAAGGCCUUGGUGCAAAUGAGAAUGUGCCACUGUCGAUCCGUCUAAAAAACGCAGACUUCAAAGUUGCCAACGAGGUGAGCAGUUGGUGGUGAGUGAGGCGUCCGAAAGCUCGACAACAUUUCCUGUCAUCUGAGAACAGAAAGUGUGUCGGAUUUCUGCAGUGCUCCUGACUCAUGAAAUCGUUACUUUUCAACAAAUUAAAUGUCGAUGAGUUUUCGCAGAAAGCACCCAAAGAAGUAGAAGAUGGAGUAAAGCCACAGAAGAUGACUUGUUUUUGUAGGGGGACAUGUGGAUUAGUCCGCAUGUGUUUUCAUCCCUUGAACCACGCUUGAUGAAUCUGGCGAGGGCACCAUUAAAGGGAUUGCAGUGGAUGUAUGUUCCCCUGACAUAUUCCUAAGACGCAUAAACUUAACAGGAGAGCAAAAGCUAAGCGAUCAUAUUAUUUUCGUUAUUUGGUAUUUGUGCCAACUUCGCUGCUAAGACAGUUUGACCACUUAACUUUUACAUGAGGAAGUUGCUCUUAAGACCUUCGCAUGAAACUUUGUAAUGUGUUUCCUCCCGCCCUUCACUGAUGGUACAAUACAGCCACGUGUGAUAACUACAAUUUGACUCCAAGAACGGUUGCCGG
This is a messenger RNA of Marchantia polymorpha subsp. ruderalis, 2776 nucleotides long. Lineage: Eukaryota; Viridiplantae; Streptophyta; Marchantiopsida; Marchantiales; Marchantiaceae. The record is from the annotation of a GenBank genome assembly.